Messenger RNA from Scheffersomyces coipomensis, 778 nucleotides. RefSeq names its product cornichon family protein. The record is from RefSeq and is a predicted model, not a curated record. Bases 184 to 603 code for a protein of 139 amino acids. NCBI's taxonomy places the organism in Eukaryota, Fungi, Ascomycota, Pichiomycetes, Serinales, Debaryomycetaceae. Gene Ontology annotation, cellular component: COPII-coated ER to Golgi transport vesicle; endoplasmic reticulum membrane. Gene Ontology annotation, biological process: endoplasmic reticulum to Golgi vesicle-mediated transport. The transcript has 2 exons.
AUAAAAUUAAAAGAUAUGGGAAGGGGUGCGACAUAGAGUAUCAGAGAAAGAACAGAGAGACAUUACUUUUGAGGAUCAAAUAAAAGUAAAAAUCAUCAAUUCAGAUUUGUUCAAUUACCAAUUUGGAAUCGUUUAACUUCAUCUCGUUAUAAACAAUCAUAUAGAUCAUCAAACAUAAACACUAUGACUGGUGAAGGUUGGUUAUUUAUUCUUGCUGUCAUUGUCAAUGCAGUCAAUUUAUUCUCCCAAGUGUUUUUCACUAUCAUGUAUUCUGAUUUAGAAUGUGAUUAUAUCAAUCCAAUUGAAUUAUGUAAUAAAUUAAAUCCAUGGUUUAUUCCAGAAGCUGGUUUACAUGCUUUCAUUACAGCAUUAUUCUUACUCAAUGGUUUUUGGUUUGUGUUCUUAUUAAACUUACCAUUAGUUGCCUAUAACGUUAAUAAGUUUGUUAAUAAGAAUCAUUUAUUAGAUGCUACUGAAAUUUUUAGAACUUUAUCAAAACAUAAAAAGGAAUCAUUCCUUAAAUUAGGAUUCCAUUUAUUAAUGUUCUUCUUCUACUUGUAUAGAAUGAUUAUGGCAUUAGUUACUGAAGGUGAACAAUUAUAAGUAAAUGGGUGAUACAUCUUGAUGAAUUGAUCCUAUUAUUUCUUUCCUUCCUUCCAUUCCAUUUUCCCCUGUUUGCAUUAUUCUUUGAUGUCCAUAGCUUAGAAAGUAGCAAUGGCCUAGCCUCUUGAUACGGAUGAUAUAAUGUGAAUCGUUUAUAUUUCUGUAAUAUAUUUAU